UCAAGAUUUGUGGUAAACUUGAAUACUCGAAAAUGUGGGUGUCAAGUAUGGGAGGCUACCGGGCUGCCAUGUAGACAUGCAGCUUGCUGUAUUACAUUUAAGAGGGAAAACCUAUCAGAUUACUGUGAUAGUUUUUAUUUUCUAGGGAAAUAUCUACAAGCCUAUGAGAACAUGAUACACCCACUUCCUGACAUAUCAGAGUUGGAAGAAACAAGUAGUAUGGGAGUGGUGGAGCCUCCACCUCUGAGAAGGCACCCAGGCAGACCCAAAAAAGUUAGAAAAAAGGAGGAUGGUGAACCAGCAGGAAGUGAGUAUAGAAAGAAGUCUACAUCAGUAAGAUGUGAUAAGUGUGGGCUUCAGGGUCAUAACAGGAGAACAUGUAAAGGGGGUCAAAUUAGGAGGAAAAGGGCAAGGAAAAGCAGUACUGUGAAGGAGAGUCGAAAUGUGGGGGCUAGUGAAGCUGAAGUCAAUGUCUCUCAGCGGACAAGAUCACAUAAUGCAUCAACUGCAUUGAAUGAUAGUGUUCAAGCAAGGAAAAGAGCGAAAGCGACAGCAGCUCGGGCAAGAAGACGUGAAAAGGAGGCAAUGCAGAAGCCAAACAAGAAUUGAGUUUGGACAAAGGGGGGUUUUUUUUUGGGGGGGGGGAAAUGAUGUGUAUAUAGGCCUUUUGAUUUUGGAAAUUAUCAUUACUAGACUGGACAGGUUUUCGAUAUGUGUAAUUCUGAUGUGUAUACAGGCCUUUUGAUUUUUGUCAAGUAUGUGGAAUGGACAUGUGUAUAGGUUUUUUUAUUUUCAUUUUGGAUGUGGAAUGAACAUGUUGGAAAGGUUUUUUGAUUUUCAUUUAUAUGUGGAGUGGACAAGGCUGGACAAGUUUUUUUGAUUUUGUUCUUGAUGUGGAAUGGACAUGUGGGCAGAUUUCUUUUUCUUGAUUUUCAUUUCUGUUUUGACACUGUAUUCAAUAGGGUACCGAGGGAUU
Macadamia integrifolia is the source of this 976-nucleotide messenger RNA. RefSeq lists its product as uncharacterized. NCBI's taxonomy places the organism in Eukaryota, Viridiplantae, Streptophyta, Magnoliopsida, Proteales, Proteaceae. The transcript is spliced from 2 exons. The coding region runs from base 172 to 609 and encodes 145 amino acids. The record is from RefSeq and is a predicted model, not a curated record.